Messenger RNA from Penicillium lagena, 3207 nucleotides. Its product is annotated as alpha-mannosidase. Gene Ontology annotation, cellular component: fungal-type vacuole membrane. Gene Ontology annotation, biological process: oligosaccharide catabolic process; mannose metabolic process. Lineage: Eukaryota; Fungi; Ascomycota; Eurotiomycetes; Eurotiales; Aspergillaceae. Gene Ontology annotation, molecular function: alpha-mannosidase activity; carbohydrate binding. The record is from RefSeq and is a predicted model, not a curated record. The coding region runs from base 1 to 3207 and encodes 1068 amino acids. The transcript has 4 exons.
AUGACCAACUCAAGCACCAACUCAUCCUACCCCCAGCUGGCUCUUCGCCCUGUGGGACAAAAAAUCCCCAACAUCUAUCGGGAGCGCAUCGCCCAGUUCACGGCUCCGGGUCAGUAUGAGGAGCACAACCUGUUGGGGAUGAUAAAUGAGGCGACUGCCAGCGGCGAACCCCACGUUAAGGUCUCAGUCUACGAUGUCCCUGACCUCUCUAGACCUAAGUUCGCCGUCGCGACCUCUCAGGAAUUUCGUCCAACGAAAGUGGGCGAGUCCUUUGGUCCCUCAUGGUCUACACACUGGUUCAAGCUGCAGCUCACCGUGCCUGUGGAUAUGUGUGCCAAAGAGCUUCUGGAACUCCACUGGGAUGCAAACAACGAGGGGCUCGUGUGGACUGAAGAUGGGAAACCGCUACAGGGAUUGACCGGUGGCGCGGAGAGAGUCGAGUGGAUUCUCCCUCCCUCGUUCCGGGACGGAAAGGAACAUACCAUCUAUAUUGAAAUGGCUUGCAACGGCAUGUUUGGCUGCGCCCCCGGCAAAGAUCCCAUCGUGGCGCCUGCCCCGGACAAGUUUUACCAGCUGACGAAAGCCGAGAUUGUCGCGGUCAAUGUCCAGGCGAGACAGCUGGCCGUCGAUAUGCUGAUCAUCGGGGACGCCGCGUGCCAGUUUCCAGACGAUUCCUGGGAGCAGCAUAAACUGCUAGUCACGGCCAACAGGAUCAUUGAGACCUUUCAAGUCGCCGAUCAGAACUCCAUUCUUGAAUGCAGGAAAAUCGCUCGGGAAUGUUUAGGCCCGAAGGUUGACUCCGCAAAGGUCUACUCCUCUAAUACGGAGACGCUGGUCUACGGUACUGGGCACUGCCACAUCGACUCAUGCUGGCUGUGGCCCUGGGCCGAGACGCGCAGAAAGGUGGCCCGGAGCUGGUCUAACCAGUGUAACCUGAUGGAGCAGUUUCCUGAGCUGCGGUUUACCUGCUCGCAGGCACAGCAGUACAAGUGGCUCCAACAGGACUAUCCAUACGUCUUUGCUCGCGUCAAGGAGAAGGUCAAACAAGGAAGUUUCCAACCGAUUGGCGGGAGCUGGGUGGAACACGACACUAAUAUGCCAAGUGGAGAGUCUCUGGUCCGGCAGUUCCUGUACGGACAGCGGUUUUUCCAAAGCCAUUUCGGCGAGCGCUGCAAGACCUUCUGGCUUCCAGAUACCUUUGGCUACUCCGCUCAGCUCCCCCAGCUCUGCCGUUUAGCAGGCAUGUCGCGCUUUCUCACACAUAAGCUGAGCUGGAACAACAUAAAUAAAUUCCCCCACACCACAUUUAACUGGGUCGCACUGGACGGAAGCCAAGUGAUCUGCCACAUGCCACCCUCAGAAACCUACACGUCCGAUGCGAGUCUGGCUGAUGUCCGGAGAAGCGUCACUCAGCACCGGUCCAUGGACGAGGAUCCCACCUCGAUCCUGAUCUUCGGGAAAGGCGAUGGUGGCGGCGGUCCAACAUGGCAACACCUGGAGAAGCUGCGCCGAUUGCGCGGCCUGAGCGACCAGGUCGGUAUGCUUCCGCGUGUCCACAUGGGGCAUUCCGUUGAUGACUUCUUCGAUCGCCUCGAGAAACGCAUGGAGAAUGGCCUGGAGCUCGUCACCUGGUUCGGGGAACUCUACUUCGAACUGCAUCGCGGAACCUACACGACGCAGGCGAAGAACAAGCGCAAUAACCGCCAGUGCGAAUUCUUACUUCGGGACUUGGAACUUCUCACGACGGUGGCGAGUUUGGAAGACUCGAACUACAAAUACCCAAAGCAGCAACUGGAUGAUAUGUGGGAAGGGGUCAUGCUAUGUCAGUUCCAUGACUGUUUACCAGGAACUUCUAUUGAGAUGUGCUACGAUGACUCGGACGAGGUAUAUGCCAUGGUAUUUUCGAAGGGCAAGAAGAUCCUGGACGAUGUCUAUCGAGUUCUUGGUCUUAGUGAGCUAUCUGCAACUUCAACUGGAAGUGUUGUUGCGCUCAAUACCCUACCGUGGGACCGGAGGGAAGUCAUUGAUUUACCAUCCGGAGCCUUUGGUGCUACGAGUGGCACCGGAGUUGUCACAGAAGUCUCACCAUUUACAGCAGUAUCAGAUGCCUCUGUAUCCAUCAUUCAGGUUGAGGAGGAUACAUUCGUUAUGGAGAACUCGCAGCUGCAGGUGCAGAUCCGCAAUGGAGUCAUUACAUCUCUGUACGAUCGUAGGAGCAACCGCGAGGCCAUCGCGAAUGGUGGUAAGGGGAACCAGUUUGUGAUCUUUGACGACAAGCCCCUAUACUGGCAGGCUUGGGAUGUGGAGGUCUUUCACCUUAACUCGCGCAAGGUGCUCUCGAAUCACUCGACCAGGAUCACCGAGAACAGUGCUCAUCGGGUCAGUCUGAUGACCGAGACCCAGAUUAGCAGCAACUCGUGGAUCAAGACCACCGUCAGUCUCUCUGCUGUGAUUGAGGACAGUCCUACUGCCGUGGUGGUUCAAUCAGAGAUCGAGUGGCAGGAGACGAUGAAGUUUUUGAAGGUGGAAUUCCCCGUGAAUGUUCGAAACACCGAGGCCUCUUUCGAAACUCAGUAUGGAAUUGUUAGACGUCCCACUCAUUACAACACAAGUUGGGACAUGGCCAAAUUCGAGGUCUGCUGCCACAAGUUCGCCGAUCUCUCCGAGAAUGGCUAUGGGAUUUCCAUUCUCAACGACAGCAAGUACGGCUUCGCGACAUGUGGGAAUAUGAUGAGAUUGUCUCUCCUCCGAGCCCCCAAGGCUCCAGACGCCCACGCAGACAUGGGUCGUCAUAAUAUUCGAUGGGCAAUCUUCCCCCACGACGGCGUGCUGAGCUCCAGCACGGUGCGCGCGGCAUUCGAAUUCAACAAUCCCCUUCGACUUGUCCGCGCCGCGCGGGGGUUUGAUUUUCCUGUUAAAUUGACUGGUGAUGCAUCGAUCGUGCUGGACGUUGUAAAGCGUGGUGAGGAUGACGAAGAUGUGAGCACGGGAGAAUUGCCGAAAAGGAACGGAAGGAGUGUCAUUGUUCGAGUGUAUGAAAGUCUCGGUGGGACCAGUCGGGGCAUUCUUGAGACCAAGCUGGACGUUAAGAAGGUGUAUUGCACUAAUUUGCUGGAGGAUGAUGGCGACGAAGUGCAGAUAAAAGAUGGGAAGGUUGCUAUCGAGCUAAGGCCCUUUGAGGUCGCAACUUGGAGGUUGCAAUUGUGA